AUAAAAACUUUUGUCUCUUAUCAAUUCUACUCAACCAAAAGUUUAAAAAGUAAAAAAUGCAUAAAUGGCAAUAUGUUAUUAAUACUAUACGAAAAGCAAGUAUUAAAAAUCAAAUAUUAUAUAUUUAUUUACAAAACAAAUAAAACAUAACACGUAUCUUUAUAAUUGAUUCAAUAUGUAAAUUAUUAUGACCUAGCCCAACAAAUCACGUUGUGUCCUUAAGACAAUUUUGCUCCCUCUAUGAUACCUAAGAUUAUUAAGCAAUUGUCUCCCUAGAUAGAAUGAGUUUCGUUUCUUAUAAAAUGGUAUUGUAAUUAUAAGGAAUCAACGAACAAACUAGAUUAGAGUAACCGCAACUAUAUGCAUGUAUAUUUAGAGAGAGUAAUUAAAACUAAUUAUAAAUCCCUAAAAUCAAAACAACCAACACCUAUCUAUAGAAAAAAAAAACAUGGAUGAAAAGUUGCAAGUAAUGAAAUGACACAACUAUCCAUUAUAACUAAUGAAGAGUUAAUGAAAUAACACAACUAUUCACAUCAAAAAUUACCAAUGAAAAGUUACAAUUAUCUAAAUAUACAAUCCAAACAGUCAUACAAAUUGUCAUACAAUGCAACUCUACAUUAAAUACGUGAUUCUUCAUUAAUACAAAAAAUAUUUACAAAAUAAAUAUCCAACACAACAAACAUCAAGGGACGAAAUAUAUAUACUCCAUUGUAAGAUUGGAUCUUAACUAAAAAAACAGAUCAAGUAAGAACCAAAUUCUAAAUAAACCAAUUGUUGCCAAAAUUAGGAGAAUAGAGUCAAUAGGCACUAGAGGUUAGAGAGUUAGUCCAAUUGUUAAAGGGAGCCCUAACAAAUCUCUCUCAAUGUGUCCUUCACAAUGCGCCUGUUCUUCCCCUUCACCCCCUUCUCAAAUCCUCUCUUUCAAACCUUACUUCGCCAUUUCAGCUCCAACACAAAUCUCCCAACUCUUGGCAAAGUCCCCACUAAAUAUCGACCUCAAGCAAUCAAAGAAGCUCAAGAAGUUAUCACGGAUUAUCUUCAUACUACCAGUGCAUUACCCUUUUCAUAUGCCGAGUUCAUCAGCAAAAACUCCGUUCAUUCUCUUGCUGAAUUGAUGUCAAAGGUAGAUUUUUCAGCCAUUUAUUUCCGCAAGAAUUUUCAGAGGUUUCUUAGGUAUAAUCCUCUUCAUGAAUUUGGGUUCUUUUAUGAAAGUAUUGGAAUUCAUUAUUGUAAUAUUAAUGAUUUUUUGAAGCCAAAUGUGCAUUUUUUCUCUGAUGAUUCAACUGUUUUAAAUGUUGCUUGUACACUUGCUGGAAUUGGGUUUCCUUGGAAUAAGUUGGGGAGGUUGUAUGUUGAAGAAAUUUCGAUUUUUGAGAAUAAUCCCAAGUUUUUGGGGUCAAAGUUUAAUGGGUUGUUAGCAAUGGGGUUUAGUGCUGAACAAGCUGUUGGUAUUUGUUUAGGGUUUCCCUUUCUAUUGAAGGGGGAAGAGGUUGGAUUGAAGGGUGAAUUUGAUGAAUUAUUGGAUGAAUUGAAAAGGGUAUUGAUUGAUUAUGAUUUGGGGGAUGGAUUAGUUGGAAAUGUGGAUCUUUGGUAUGAGGUUUGUAGGAAACUUAGGUUUUUCUAUGACUUGGGUGUCCCGAAAAGGGCAGUUGGAGAGUCGAUUGGUAAGAGUUCUGUUGUUUUCACUGAUUAUUCAGAGAAGGUUUUGGCUGAGAAGGUGGAGUUCUUUUGUAAGUUGAGUGUUGGGAAAGCAGAUGUUGGUUUGUUGCUUCUUUCCCAUCCUGAGAUACUGAGCAUUGAUAUCGAAAAUCGUGUAGUUUCUGUAUCCGGAUUUUUGAAUCGUUUUGGCUUAUCGAAGAACGAACUUAAACUCCUUAUGGAGAAAUACUCUUAUGUAUUUGGUCGGAAUAAGAUGUCUAAUUUGCCCCAUAUUCUUAGAGCCAUGGAUCUUCAUGAAUGGUUCUUCCAUAAUAUGAAGUUGGGGAAGUAUCCGUUAUUGGGUGAUUAUGAUUUGAGUAGUCCAGAUGAAGGUGAAGACGCGAAUUAUGUACAGGAGAUGGAGAACAUCAAAUGCUUAAGAAAUUAUAGUUAUUUACUAUGUAAGUUGAAAUUUUUUCAUGGCAUUGGAUUUGGAGAGCAUGGUUUCACCAUGAAGCUCUUAAAAGAUGUACAUGGUUCUGGUAGUGACUUACAUGAGCGAUUCGAUCUCCUACUAAAUGAAGGCAUUGAGUUCUCCAAACUGUGCAAGAUGAUAAGUUAUACACCUAAGAUUCUAAAUCAGGAGACUGACUCUCUUAAACGGAAAAUUGACUUCCUUCGCCAGGAAGUCGGUUUAUCCUUGGAGUUCCUGGAGACUUUUCCAGCCUAUUUGAUUUAUAAUUUAGAAAAGCGAAUUAAGCCCAGAUAUAGAUUUCAUGUCUGGCUAGCUAAGCAGGGCUGGAUGAAAAAAAAGUACACUUUGUCAGGCAUUAUAGCUACAAGUAAGAAAGGAUUCUUGGAACAACUUUCCUGUAUACAUCCAACAGCACCUCAAUUAUGGAUGGAGCAAUGCGAGCAAACGAAGACAAGUGAAUCGAAGAAAGUAUCAUAAGACAGUUUCCAGCUCAGAAUGUAUAGUGAGCAAUGAAAGUUCUUGAGAGUUUCUAAGCACUUAUACUUGAUAGGUUCAUAUUAUUCAAAGAAAACAUAUACGAUUAUUUUUUGGGCCUAUGAUUUUUUAAUUUUAAUUUUAAAAAAGAAGUCAAUCUUUUGGUCACAGAUUCAGUUCAGUUUCAUAACUUGAAUUAUACAAAGAAUAAUAUUUUGUGACUUUAUCAGAGAGCCUAUCCUCCUCAUGUGUUACAAUUUGGCUAAACCGCUAUGAACCUGAUUUUUGCUAGUUCAGAUGGAAUUACAUGUCUCUCAGAUGAUUAGAGCACAAGAGAUUGGCUGUGAACAUCUUUCAGUCUGUUCAAAGGUAGUCCUGGAAUGAAUUGCUGGAUACAAAGCUGCUUGCGCCUGUACUUAUGUGAUGAUAAUUAGGUUUCCCUUUACUAUAGCAGCUUCUUCCCCAUCCUGUCUCACCACAACAUGUCAGUGGGAAAACCAGGAUGUGCUUGAAAAUCUAACCAUGAUCUGAAUCUGUUUCAGGAGUUGUGACAACUAUCGUCUACGCAUCAGAAUACUGUAUAUUCCUAUUUAUUUUUGGUGGGAGGGAGCAAUCCUGUCUUUAAGAACUUGCAUCCAUUAGGACCAUUAACUACAAAGCUCCUGCCUAAAGUAGUUUAAGGUUCAGGGCGUGAGCCACGAGUACAUGACAUAUCUUUGAGCAUGAUAAAGCUUCAGCUACCAAAGCUGCUAUGGGUCAUUGAUUGACUAACAUUUGCAGGCUCGUCAGGUGAUCAUUUCAGGCCUUUGUCCUUGGAAGAUCUGUAAGAGUGUAAGAGUUAGAAAAAUAGAAGUAGGAGAUACCAUGAGGUCUGUUAAGUAAAGCUAAACUUAAUAAUUGGUGGUGCAGUCAGAUGUUGACAAAGCUCUUGUAUAGUAUGGAGUUCACAACUUAUAGUUCCUGCAGUCUGCACGAAGUGUCGAAGUUUGGUUCAGCAUCAGCAUAUUCUGUAUUUCUAAGCUUGUUUAUCAAUACCUACAAUAAUAUAAUAUGAGGGUUUGUUCCUCAAUAAGGUUCAUUAUAAUGUUGAGCUUGUUAGCCUUUUCUUUUAUGCAAUUUCUUGUAUCCUUCAAAAUACUUGGUAAAUGGUGAUUGUCACCUUUAAAAUUUGCUUAUUUUGUUCGAAUUUAAACAGGUUGCUCCAUCAAGUCGCCCUCGACUUGUAAGAAGUACUCCAUAGUAAACUAGCACACUAAUGUAUCAUAGUGUAUGACAAUUGUCAACAAAAAAAAACUCUGCUUAUCAUUAAGUUGAUUACAAACCUGAUCAAUUUACCACAAAAUUUGUUCAUGUCCAACACAUACCUAGACCGUACUACCUCUUAAGUCUUAAGAUGUGAAUUUAACUCAAAUCAAGAAUGGGACUUGUUAAGAGACCUUUUCAAACAAAAUACAAUGACUAUGCAACGAUAAAAGUAAGAUCAAAGCGUACUAUGAAACUUAAACUCUAUCCUCGACUCACCCUAACCUCCAUCCCAAUAUUCUAAACAACAUUUAUUAGUUGAUAAUUCUCAAAAUCCAUCCAAAUUUUAACUUAAAUGCCAAACAAUACAUCCAUUUGGUACUAAACUACUCAUAUCUACAAACAAGUGAAAAGAGAAGCGUUAUAACUAAAAAACCGUGAAAGUAUAAAUAAUGAAUAUUUAAAAGAAGUAUUGGGAGACUAGAAAUAAAAUCUCCUAAAAGGCGAAGUUCAAGAAAAUGAGAUGAAAAUGGAGGAAAAGAGUAGUAGCAGCGUAAACAACAACGACGGAGUUAAGUUCGGGAUAGAAGAAGCAUGGAAGUGGGUUCCGAGUGGGACCCACUGGUGGUGGGUCAUAGCUAGCGCCGCCCAAUUAGGGUGGGGAAUUAAGUCUUACAAAAAAGGGUUUACCGGAGAUUGCCGGUUUAUGCCGGCCAGAGCUUUCGGCGUUGCCUCUCUCUUCGUCGGCGCCGCCGCAACCGCCUCCGUUUCCGCCCUUAGCGCCGCCGGCAUUCAUAAUGUGGAGGAUAUGAAAGAAGCUGGUGCUAAUAUUAGGACAGGACUGGGCGUUCCUCCUCGAAACAAGGCCAAUUAACAUCGUCUUUGGCUAUUCUAUACUUAGAUUUUACUGCACCUUGUUCGAAUUAACCCGAAGACUUCCUUACCAGGUGCAGUUCAGCUCUAGAACACGAGUUUAGGGACACAUUGCUCUUGGGCAUAACUAAAGGGAAAUUCGACAAAAGUGCUUGUGCUAUGGCAUCGAUCUUUUUUUUCUUCUUUUCCUCAGCUUCUUUUCUUAGGCUUUGCAUCUACAAUCAAUUUAUUAUGGAUUAUAUUCAGUAAACUCUCAAUUUUGCUAAAAUUCUUCCUGCUUGUUCAUCAACUCACCAUGUCACCAUUGUGUUACACUGAUGAAUUUUCAGUGGGACUCGGGUAUUAUUAGACUUACGCUGAGGAAAUUUCACUUUUUAUUUUUAUUUGAUAUAUAAAGUUUCACAA
This is a messenger RNA of Chenopodium quinoa (quinoa), 5107 nucleotides long. Its product is annotated as transcription termination factor MTEF18, mitochondrial-like. Gene Ontology annotation, biological process: chloroplast organization; regulation of DNA-templated transcription. Gene Ontology annotation, molecular function: double-stranded DNA binding. Bases 878 to 2590 code for a protein of 570 amino acids. NCBI's taxonomy places the organism in Eukaryota, Viridiplantae, Streptophyta, Magnoliopsida, Caryophyllales, Amaranthaceae. The record is from RefSeq and is a predicted model, not a curated record. Gene Ontology annotation, cellular component: chloroplast. The transcript has 2 exons.